This is a messenger RNA of Syzygium oleosum, 3111 nucleotides long. RefSeq names its product probable serine/threonine-protein kinase PBL25. Gene Ontology annotation, molecular function: protein kinase activity; ATP binding. Bases 1194 to 2498 code for a protein of 434 amino acids. The transcript has 6 exons. NCBI's taxonomy places the organism in Eukaryota, Viridiplantae, Streptophyta, Magnoliopsida, Myrtales, Myrtaceae. Gene Ontology annotation, biological process: protein phosphorylation. The record is from RefSeq and is a predicted model, not a curated record.
GAUGCAUUCUAUGUAUGGCAUUUCUGUUCUGUUGUGGUUCUAAAUGUGUUCUCUUUUCAUGGUUAAUUGAACCAUUUCAUGCCCGACGCAGGGCCAUUUGGUUUUCUGACUAGACAUGAUCAAAUGACCGGAAUUCUUUAGUUCCAUCUUGACCAUUCUUCUAUAAUUUCUCUCGGUUCGAACUCAUUUAUCGCUUUCGGCAGUAAGAGAACCAGAAUAGGCACAAUCAAAUUUUGCACACUUUAAGCAUAAGAUAGAUGGCAUUAACGUGGUUCACCGGAAUAACAAUAAAAAAGGAACACGUCAUUGCUACAAUGAAAACAGGGAAAGCCUUCUUGUUUUUGGCCAGUAUUAAAGCAUUUACAUGGAGAAUGAUUAGGUACAAGCAAGGCAGGCUCUGUAAGGCAAAUGCUACCUUCUUUGUGGCUGACCAAAUGAUUCAUCUUCACGAGAUAUACAUAGGAAGGCGGACAUAUGAGGAGCUGAAUUAUGAUUAUAUGUUUGGCUGAAAAAACAUUAGGGCAAUAUGAAUCAAUCCACUGUCCAUCUUUAUAUUUGGAAGGGCAUUUAAAUCUGAUCUUCUUUGUUAAAUUUUCUGCAUUUACCAAUUAUAAAACAGCUGGCAUAAACAUGAACCAAACCCAAUUAUGGUCCUCUCUUUGUAACUGACUUACCAUGGAGGAACUUAACAAAAAUCCCACAUUUUCCUCUUCUGUUAUGCCAAAUUCACUUUACAGAUAAGAGAAAAUUUUCAGAUGUUCUUCCCAAAGAAAAAGACCGCAAAAUGGCUCGUUCUUCUGGCGAUUGUUCUUCAUCCUGUUGACUCCAACAUCAAUUGUCUGAGGGGUCCUUCAAAUUGUUGCGAGUGUAACAAAAUUUGAAGGACCCUUGGCCUUUCACAUUCCUUACUGGCCUCCAUGAACCAGACCCAACUAUGGUCCUCUCCUCGUAACUGACUUACCAUGGAGGAACUUACCAAAAAUCCCACAUUUUCCUCUUCUGUUAUGCCAAAUUCACCUUAUAGAUCGGAGAAAAUUUUCGGAUCUUCUUCCCAAAAAAGAAGACCACAAAAUGGCUCUUUCAUCUGGUGAUUGUUCUUCAUCCUGUUGAUUCCAACAUCAAUUGUCUGAGGGGUCCUUCAAACUGUUGAUUCUUAAUGUGAAAGAAGACAGUUUCUUGAUCUGUGUCCAGGCAUGAGUUGCUUCCCCUGUUUCUCAUCACACGUUAAACAGAUUAAGAGGGAGCACCUGACUCCAAUCGAAGGCCACAACGCAUCACACGCACCCGGGGCUGAGAAGCAGAAACUAGUUGGUGAAACCCAAAACAAGCCAAACAAGGUGGACCGUGAAAAAAUCAAAGUGCAACAUUUCACUUUUCGUGAGCUCGCAUCUGCUACAAAGAAUUUCCGACCGGAGUAUCUGUUGGGAGAAGGCGGAUUCAGUAGGGUAUACAAGGGCACUCUUCAAGGUAGUGGUCAGGAUUGUCCACUGGUGGUGGCUGUAAAGCAACUUGACAGAAAUGGAUUACAUGAAAACCAGGAGUUUCUUGAUGAAGUUAUGACAUUGAGUCUAGUAUGCCAUGACAAUCUGGUCAACCUCCUUGGUUAUUGCGCCGAUGGGGAUCAGAGGCUUCUGGUAUACGAAUACUUGCCUGGGGGGACACUGGAAGAUCAUCUGCUUGGUACCAAAAGCUUUCCACCAAACCCAAAAGCAAACAAAAAAGAUGUUGCGCCAAAUGAGGAACCUUUGGACUGGUUUGUCAGGAUGAAGAUCGUGUAUGGUGCAGCAAAAGGCCUCGAAUAUUUGCAUGGUAGCUGCAAUCCCCCUAUUAUACACGGUUAUCUAAAGUCCACAAACAUCUUGUUGGACGAAGAGUUUAAGCCAAAGCUGUCUGAUUUUGGACUGGCGAAGCUUGGAUCUGCUGGUAAUAAAAUGCAUGUGUCGUCCAGGGUGAUGAGGACUUAUGGCUAUUGUGCUCCAGAAUACACAACAACAGGACAGUUAACACCAAAAUCUGACGUUUACAGUUUUGGAGUAAUUUUACUGGAACUCAUCACUGGACAGAGAGUAAUUGACACCACAAAACCCAGCGAGGAGCAGAAUCUAGUUGCUUGGGCAUAUCCGAAAUUCCGAGAUCCUAAACUAUUCCCACAAAUGGCAGAUCCGCUACUCCAGGGGAAAUUUCCCGAGAAAGACUUAAAUCAAGCCGUUGCUAUUGCUGCGAUGUGUCUUCAAGAGAAAGCAUCUGUGAGACCACUGAUGAGUGAUGUCGUGACUGCUCUCAGUUUUCUUUCAGGGGCAUCAGAUGAGAGACCAUGUUCAUCUCUUGCGGAUCCUGAGCUUCAUUCCCCCAAGGAAAAUGAUGGAGAAACAGAACAUGAUGACGACAGUGACAGCAGACAAGAUUACUGCAGAGAACAUUCUGAUGUGGUGGACAUAGAUGAGAAAAUUUUGUCGUUUGGAGAUCAGUUUUCAUGGCGAGAAAAGGGAAUAUUCUGAUCAUGAGGACAAAAUGGGUGAGAAUGAUUACCAGCAAAUCGUUUUGGAAGCCAAAUAAAGUCUCAUUCGAGUUACCACAACAGCAUGUCAUUGGACGAAGAAGCCUUCUUUGAGAAAAUGAAAGAAGCAGGACGCAGAUGAAACAGAAGUGUCUCUUAAGUGACAGAAUCAUGUGUCAAUCUCAUGAUGGAAAUAUUUUUAAAUCGUGAAACCAGCAUGAGAUUGAAUGGGAGCAGCUUAUGGAUCCUGCUAAAGUUGCUAGGUAGAUGUAAUGAAGGUCCUAACCUGACUAUCAUACGAAGGUGAGAUCACAGCGGGGGAAGUGUUCCUUUAGGUGACAAAGGCAAGCGAGAUUAAUGGAAAUAUUAGUGUCUUCUGGGACAUAGAGCAGCUGGGACGAGAGAUGACAUCGGCUUUGUUUUUCUGUUUUCACCACUAUAGAUUACAAUUGUGUGAUUAAGCCAAAAUAGCAUCUGGGACUUGUUUGAGUCGAGCGCAUCUAAUUGCUUCCAGAUGAAAGUGUUUAAUCAUGGAUUACCAUUGGUUUCAUUAGAUUUAGCAUGUAUUUAUAUUUGAUGCUUCUUUGUGGGAAUGCUUUACGCUUUGAUCUGUA